AUGGCCCCGAAACGCCAAUCUCCACUCCUGCCUCAACCCAAGAAGCCCAGACCCGCCUCUGCGCUGAAGCCGGCCGACUCGUCGGCCUCGCCCGGCUUGCAGAAGGGAGAAAAAGAACAGCAAGAAGCAAUUGAAUAUAUUGAUGAAGUACAAAAUGAAAUAGACAGACUUAAUGAACAAGCCAGUGAGGAAAUUUUGAAAGUAGAACAGAAAUAUAACAAACUUCGCCAACCAUUUUGUCAGAAGAGGUCAGAAUUGAUCGCCAAAAUCCCAAAUUUUUGGGUAACAACAUUUGUCAACCAUCCACAAGUGUCUGCACUGCUUGGGGAGGAAGAUGAAGAGGCGCUGCAUUACCUGACCAGAGUUGAGGUGACAGAAUUUGAAGAUAUAAAAUCAGGUUACAGAAUAGAUUUUUAUUUUGAUGAAAAUCCUUACUUUGAAAAUAAAGUCCUCUCCAAAGAAUUUCAUCUGAAUGAGAGUGGUGAUCCAUCUUCAAAGUCCACUGAAAUCAAAUGGAAAUCUGGAAAGGAUUUGACGAAACGCUCAAGUCAGACACAGAAUAAAGCCAGUAGGAAGAGGCAGCACGAAGAGCCAGAGAGCUUCUUUACCUGGUUUACAGACCAUUCUGAUGCAGGUGCAGAUGAGUUAGGAGAGGUCAGCAAAGAUGAUAUUUGGCCAAAUCCCUUGCAGUACUACUUGGUUCCUGAUAUGGAUGAUGAAGAAGGAGAGAGGGAAGAUGAUGAUGAUGAAGAAGAAGAAGAAGAAGGAUUGGAAGAUAUUGAUGAAGAAGGGGAUGAGGAUGAAGGUGAAGAAGAUGAAGAUGAUGAUGAAGGGGAAGAAGGAGAGGAGGAUGAAGGAGAAGAUGACUAAUAGAAAAGAACACUGAUGGAUUCCAACCUUUUAUUUUUAUUUUUUAUUUUUUAAAUUUUCUCCAGUCCCUGGGAGCAAGUUGCAGUCUUUUCUCCCCACAACCUCUCAUGCUCAGUAGCCCUAUUUUUGAGGUCUCUUCUUCUCAACAUCAUGGUUCUCAUCUUAUUUUGGGGGGAAAUUACCCUGAUCAGAAUACAACAGGAAAAUAAUCUUUUUUAAAAAAAAAUUGUUCUAAAAUCAUUUUUAUCCCUUCCUGUCUAAACAAGAACUGUAUGGAUUAACACCACCACCGUGCUCUGUGGGAAAAAAAGAAAAACCUUCUGCUCCCUUCACUCUGACAGAAGCUGGAGGGUGCUGGCCCUGUGUAGUAGUGCAUAGAUUCUAGCUUCUUUCCUCCUUUCUCUGUAUACUGGGCUCAGAGAUUACACUGUGUCUCUAUGUGAAUACAGACAGUUAGCAUUUACCAACAUGUACCUGUCUACUUUCUCUUGUUUAAUAAAAAGAAAAAAAUCUUUAAAAAAAAUGGGGUAUAGAAGGUCAGCAAAGGGUGGGUUUGAGAUGUC
Molecule: messenger RNA, 1433 nt
Organism: Jaculus jaculus (lesser Egyptian jerboa)
Lineage: Eukaryota; Metazoa; Chordata; Mammalia; Rodentia; Dipodidae
Product: protein SET
Exons: 1
Coding region: 1-870 (289 amino acids)
Biological process (GO): nucleosome assembly
Cellular component (GO): nucleus; chromatin
Molecular function (GO): chromatin binding; histone binding
Source: RefSeq, a predicted model, not a curated record